Molecule: messenger RNA, 4833 nt
Organism: Fimicolochytrium jonesii
Lineage: Eukaryota; Fungi; Chytridiomycota; Chytridiomycetes; Spizellomycetales; Powellomycetaceae
Exons: 4
Coding region: 165-4526 (1453 amino acids)
Biological process (GO): lipid transport; transmembrane transport
Cellular component (GO): membrane; intracellular membrane-bounded organelle
Molecular function (GO): ATP hydrolysis activity; lipid carrier activity; ATP binding
Source: RefSeq, a predicted model, not a curated record
CCCCCCCCCCCCCCCCCCCCCACAACCACAACCACAGAGGCAUAGAGCGAGCGAUACAGAGAGACAGAGAGAGAGAGUUCUCACUGCACUCAUCACGCAUCCGCAGUGUCACCUUAGUGCCGGGGCUUUAGAGUAGAGAGAGCCACGCUGAUAAGUUGGGGGCAAUGUCGCGUUUAUACGACGACCCUAGUCGAACCAACUACCCGCCGCCACAGCAGCAGCAACAGCAGCAGCAGCAAUACCAACAGCAGCAAAGCGGCCAGCAUGCGUACGAGCAGCACCAGCAAAUACAGCAGCCCGAGGGAAGUCCUCGACCACAACGGCAGCGGUCGGACCGCCAGAGAGAGGAGCAGCCGCAGCAAUUUCAGCGGCCGUUCAAUGUAGAUGACUAUCCGGAGGCGAGAGGGAGGGGGGUGAAUGACGGGAUGGGUUAUGGCGGUGGUGGGUAUGCGCCGGGGCCUAUACCGAUGGAGCAAUAUCAGCAGCAGCAGCAGCAUCCUCAUCAUCAAGGAGGGCAAGGGCACUGGCGGUCGGUGGACGAUGCGAGACAACCUCGACGCGACGGCAGCAACCCAGGCCCAGCAGCAGCCAACCCAGCUGAGAUGGAAGAGUACCGCGAACAAGAGCGCAACCGCCGCCGCCAACGCGAGCAGCAGCAGCAGUGGCGACAGCGCCCACGCCGGCCGGAGGAGGAGGAUGUGGUGUUUUAUGAGGAUGUCGCGCAGCCGCCGCCACCGCCGGGGUUUUAUCGGCCCUAUGGGGAUGCGAGGCCGCCACCGCAGCCUGUAUGGCAGAACUCGUAUCCGCAGCCGCAACAUCAUCAGCACUAUCAGCAGCAGCAGCAGCAGCAGCAGCAACAGCAACAGGGAGGAUGGGCCAAGGGUCCUGUCCCGAUGUUAAUGGCAGGAGCGAGGCCCGGGUACCCACCAGAAUAUGGACCGAACGCGAUGAUGCGGUCCAUGUCCUCACCGGCGUUGCGUACAGACGAUCUUCGUGGACAGGGAUGGGGGAAUCAGCACUCUGCGCCGGUCGUCGAUGCAUACCCCAUGGAACCACUACGGAACGGGCGAUCGAUCCAUGGUCGCGCGAGAGACAUGCCGGCUUCUGCACCCACAUCACCCAUACAGUCACGCCCACCUCGCGCGCAACGGCCUCAACAGCCGCAGCAGGUUCACCCGGAACCCAGCACCCCACCAUCCGAAAAGAACAUGAACCUGAGCCGCUCCAUGAGCACAGACCCGCUUCUUGAUGCCAGCAUCGAUUCCAUGGCGCAACCCAUACCCGCCGGCUCUCCCGCCGGCAUGAAGAAACCAUCAGCAUACCCGCAGAAACCGGUCCUGGGAGCGUUGACCAUCAGCGACUCAUCGCCUCGCGUGGACCCCGUGCGACGGAGCUACCAGGUCCGCGCGCUGGUCCGCAAAGCCGUCAGUUUCCAGCGGCGACAAUGGUUCACAAACGUGUGUUGCAUUGCGCUGUGUCCGUUCGCUAUGGUCUUCACAUCGGCGCUGGUGGGGAUGAUUGUGCGCUCUAUCGUGAGGAAUCAGGUCACGCCGUUUGACGUUGUGUACUGCUCGAAUCUGCCGAGUAUCAAUGAACAGGCAUGGCCCAUCUUCAACCUGGGCGCAGCGGAGGGGAUAAAGCUGACACAGGCGAAGGAGGUGCCUGGGACCACCAGGAUAACGAAACAUGCCAAUUUCUUCAACCUGCUGCAGUUGGUCACCGUGGACGCGGACGUGAGCGCGUUGACACAGUUGGGCGCGCAGGCGGUCUUCUCAACCAUCCCGUGCGUCAAUUGGUUUGGGGAGGGAUACCCACGCAGCUCCACGGACCCGUACGCGCGGCCGUCGCUGAAGAUCAAAGAUGGGAAUACAUAUGCGAAUAAGGACGCAGGGUACGUCAACGAGAUUGCUCGCGGGUGGCUGGACCUUUUCCGCCCGGACAUUCUCGUCAACGCCCCGGAAGCCAACCAGGCUAUCAGUAUGGGUCCGCAGUUCCUUCAGACGCAGAUGCGGCCCUGGGCCCUUGUCGGCGUCGCGCCGGGCGUCAGUGCGCAGUUGGUCGGGACAGCGCCUAUGCAGCCUGCGUUGAAGAAUUUGACGGAUAUACCGGCUUCCAUAGCGGGAGCCCCACCGGCGUCCAUGUUCAACCCGGGCACGACAGCGAACGGAAUGCUCGACACGAUCGAGCCGCGAUGGUUUGUCGAUUUCGACGUAGACACUCGCUCCAUCGGCGGAUUACAACAGGUCCCCUACUUCGAAAGCAUCAAUACAGCGGGGCCUACCACCACUGCAUCCCUCUCAUCCCAACUCAACGCUCAAAUCCGCGCCCGUCUCGAACGCGUCACAUCCAACCUCACCACAAUCGACGAAUCCGCCAUCCUCACCUCCAACCGCAACUCCCUCGACGUUGCAAAAUUCCUCCUCAAACUCAACCGCAUCCUCGCCGACAUGCCCUACGCCUCCAUCCUCUUCACCACCAUCGACCACACACUCAAAAAAUACGCAUAUACGCUCGGGAUCGGUUCCGAUAAUCGCUUAGCUGCUACCGCGGUCUUCCCCACCCCCGGCCGCCGCCAACUUUUGCAGCUUUCCCAGUUGUCGAACGCGAUAUUGAGGACGAGUAACCCGAACCUGGGGGACGCGGUGAUCACGCAGGGCACGCGGCAGUUUCCGACGGUGUCGAGUGGGGGCAUUGAUUUGAGUAUCAGUAAGAGUAUUGGACGGGUGUUGUUUCCGUUUGGGUUGUCGUUCUUGGUGCCGAUUUUUACGCUGGUGCUUGUGAGGGAGAAGGAGAAUAGGGUUUUGAUUAUGAUGCGGAUGAACGGCCUCCGCCCCCAGCUCUACCUAAUCUCCCAAUACCUCACCUUCUUCGUGCUAUACAUCAUCUCGGCCGGCAUCUUCCUUGCCUCGGGCGCCGCGACGGGUCUGGAGAUGUUUACAAAGACGAAUGCGCUGGUGCUGGUUGUGCUGUUGUUGUUGUGGGGCGCUGUGCAGGUUGCCCUGGCGCUGUUUUUUGCGAGUUUUUUCAAUCGGAGUCAGAAUGCGCUCUUGAUCACAUUCUUCAUUAUCCUCUGCGGCGUCAUCACCUCCAUCGCCGCCAACCAGAUCUCGACAGAGGUCUUGUCCAUCUUUUUCAUAUGGCCCCCGUUUGCGUUCUAUCGCUCGCUCGAUGUGUUGAAUGACGCCGCUUCUACGCCGGGGAAGAGGCCGUACACGUUCAGGCAGCUCAAACCUGGUGAUGAGGUGUUCACCGCCAUGGUCUUCAUGGCCGCCGAGACGGUGUUCCUCGUGCUGAUAACGCAGUACCUGACCGCCGUACUACCGUCGGAGUUUGGCGUGCCCAAAAAGUGGCACUAUCCCAUCAGCAGCCUCUUUGGAAAAAAGCGACAAUCUCCGUCAAUUCCUUCCUCCUUCGCUACCAUACAGCGUACACAGCCGAAAACGGGAGAAGUCAAGGACAAGGAACAAGAGCGGGAAGACGACGACGUGCGCGCCGAACGAGUCCGCGUCGAAACCAACGCAUAUUCACCGGACUGCCCGCUCGUCAUCCGCGGCCUGCACAAGGCCUACAAACCACGACACGGCCUAGGUGCCAAAAUCGCAUUGCACGACAUCCACAUGGCGUUGGAACCCUCAGAGGUGUUUGGCCUGCUCGGUCCCAACGGUGCGGGGAAAACCACGCUGAUCUCCAUCCUCACUGGGCUGUACACCCCGACCCGCGGGACCGCGUACGUCGGCGGCUACGACAUCACCACGGAUAUCGACCAUGUUUAUCGUCUCAUCGGGGUCUGUCCGCAGUUCGACCUGCUGUGGCCCGAACUCAGCGUCCUGGACCACCUCCUCUUCUACGCGCGUCUGAAAGGCGUGUCACCCUCCGAAGAGUCGCGCGUUACCCGCAGCGUGCUGGAACAGGUCAAACUCCAACAAUACGAAUCCCGGCUCGUGAACGGACUCAGCGGCGGUGAAAAACGGCGAUUGUCCAUCGCUAUCGCACUCAUCGGCAGCCCCCGCGUCGUCUUCCUUGAUGAACCCACCACGGGUCUCGACCCCGAAGUCCGCCGUGUGGUAUGGGACGUCAUCGACGCCGCCCGGCGCGCGCCGCAACAGCCUACCAUCGUGCUCACCACGCACUCCAUGGAGGAAGCCGAAACAUGUUGCCAACGGCUGGGUAUCAUGUCCCGCGGCACGCUCACCUGUAUCGGGCCCCAGCUGCGGUUGAAGAAGCUGUACGGGUCCGGGUAUAAGUUGUUUGUCACGUGCGACGCCAAACGCGCGCUGGACGGCGCGAUCGCGACGAUCGAGCAGCGGAUCCUUGCUCGCGCGCCGUGGUUUCAACGGCUGGUGGAUGUGGGUGUUGUGGGCGUUGGGGGCGCGAGCGCGGCGUGGGUGUUUGUGCCGGCGCCGGGGAUGGUGUCGAGGGUGAUGGCGGCUGUUACGCGGCUGCAGGGGGUGGUGGAUUGGGGGUUGAGUCAGCGGGGGUUGGAUGAUGUGUUUUUGAAUGUUGUGGGUGGGGAUGAGGAGGUUUAGGGGGAAGCAACUGGACUGGCAACUGAAGCCGUUGUUACUCGUUACCAUGUGAAAUUCUUUUUUUGGGGACCUUUCCUUCGGCUUGACGUACGCUCCUACGUUAUCCCACCUGUACAUAGAAUAUGAUAUCACAGCACACCAGAAUCUAAAGGCAAUGUUCGAUAGGGGUACAGCUGAGGUGCUGGUGCUCUCCUUUCGUAUGGAUCUAUGUUUGCAGAAUCAAAGCUCUACAAGUUAAAGGAGCAAUCUGCAAGCCAAGGACCUCUCUCUGAAGGUGUUGUUCAUUCAAUUUCAAGAAGAAUGCGCG